Molecule: messenger RNA, 4348 nt
Organism: Erpetoichthys calabaricus (reedfish)
Lineage: Eukaryota; Metazoa; Chordata; Cladistia; Polypteriformes; Polypteridae
Product: hepatocyte nuclear factor 1-beta-like
Exons: 10
Coding region: 169-1917 (582 amino acids)
Biological process (GO): regulation of transcription by RNA polymerase II; positive regulation of DNA-templated transcription; liver development
Cellular component (GO): nucleus
Molecular function (GO): DNA-binding transcription factor activity, RNA polymerase II-specific; RNA polymerase II cis-regulatory region sequence-specific DNA binding
Source: RefSeq, a predicted model, not a curated record
GGCCAGACAGGCAGAUGAUGGCAAAGUAGAGUUUACAGAGCUUUUGUGACAGAAGUCUUUCUCUGGCAGGAAAGUCUUGGGAUGCUCACGGGAUAACAAUAACAGGGAUUAUCUCAUUUUAAUUUGCACUUUUUUGGGCAACUUUAAAAACUUUCUCUUUUUGUAUUAAUGAUUUUAAAGAUGGUGUCCAAGUUGACAUCUCUUCAACAGGAACUUCUGAGCGCUCUCCUCGACUCGGGAGUUACCAGAGACGUCCUUCUACAGGCAUUGGAAGAUAUGGACCCUAGCCCGCUGUCGUUUGGGGUCAAAAUGGAGAAUCUACAGGGGUCCCCUAAACUGAGUGGUGAGUCGGAUGCCAAGCCUGUAUUUCACACGUUAACCAACGGACACGGCAAAAACAGCAAGCAGUCCGGGGACGAAGGCUCAGAGGAUGGCGACGACUUUGAUACGCCACCGAUUCUCAAGGAGUUACAAUCACUGAAUACAGAAGAAGCGGCGGAGCAGAGAGCCGAAGUGGACAAGAUGCUCAACGAGGAUCCUUGGCGUGCGGCCCGCAUGAUUAAAGGAUACAUGCAACAGCACAACAUCCCGCAGCGUGAGGUGGUCGACGUAACCGGGCUCAAUCAGUCACACCUGUCGCAGCAUCUCAACAAAGGAACCCCGAUGAAGACGCAGAAGCGCGCGGCGUUGUACACCUGGUACGUGAGGAAGCAGCGGGAGAUUUUAAGACAAUUCAACCAAACAGUGCAUGGUCCUGGGAGCAAUAUGGCAGACAAAGGCAAUCCGGAUCAGAUGAUGUUUUUCUUUCCAGAGUUCAGUCAACAGGGCCAAGGUCUGGGCCAGCCUGGGGCCAGCGACGAGGCUGGAACAGAACCUUCUAACAAGAAAAUGCGGCGCAAUCGAUUUAAAUGGGGGCCUGCAUCUCAGCAAAUACUGUACCAAGCCUAUGAAAGGCAAAAAAACCCGAGCAAGGAGGAGAGGGAGACCUUAGUGGAGGAAUGCAACAGAGCUGAAUGUCUACAGCGAGGUGUGUCUCCAUCAAAAGCUCACGGUCUGGGAUCAAAUCUAGUGACUGAAGUUAGAGUCUACAACUGGUUUGCUAACAGAAGAAAGGAGGAAGCCUUUAGACAGAAACUGGCAAUGGAUGCAUAUACUGGUGGGGCAUCUCACAGCAUGAACACCUUGUUGACCCAUAACUCUCCACAUCAGGCACAGUCCAGCUCCUCUCCUACUAGCAAGAUAUCCGGAGUCAGGUACAGUCAACAGGGAGCCAGCGAGGUCACUUCCUCAACGACCAUCAGUCACCACGGUAACAACGCCAUGGCAACCAGCCAGUCAGUUUUACAACAAGUGUCUCCGGGUGGUCUGGACCCAAGCCACAGUUUACUGUCACCUGAUGCCAAGAUGGUUUCUGGAGGAGGUCUGCCUCCUGUCAGCACACUGACGAAUAUCCAUGGUUUGUCUCAGAACUCACACCACAAUCCGCAGACACAAAACCUCAUCAUGGCACCCUUGACUGGAGUAAUGGCUAUUGCACAGAGUUUAAACACAUCGCAGGCUCAGAGUGUCCCAGUUAUUAACAGUGUUGCUGGCAGUCUCACAGCACUCCAACCUGUCCAGUUCCCACAGCAGCUGCACAGUCCCCACCAGCAGACCAUCAUGCAACAGUCCCCUAGUCACAUGUCCCAGCAACCCUUCAUGGCCACAGUUGCUCAGCUGCAAAAUUCACACAUGUACUCACAUAAACAGGAGCCCACGCAGUACUCCCACGCCUCCAGAUUCCCAUCUGCAAUGGUGGUUACAGACGCAAGCAGCAUCAGCCCGCUUACCAGUUUGUCCUCCAGUAAACAGGAUGCCACAGUUAACAAGAUGAUGCAACUCGGGAGUCUUUCCUGGUGUCCUUUACAAGCUUGGUGAUGCUAUACGCCUUACUUCCUGGACUCUCAGAUGAAAACUUCCUCUCCUUAGUUUGUCACGCUGGAAUAUAGGACAGCCCUUCAUUGAUGAAAUCAGAGGAAUAUGCAAUGUGUUUGUCCGCAUUGAAAAAAAUGAAAUAGCUUCGGGGACAACAAGGAUAAAGAGGGUUGCAGGAGAGAAAUUACUGGUUUUAUUUUUUAAAACCACAUAGAACUUUGUAUCUAUAAGCAGAGGGUGAACAAUAAACUGACUGACUGUUUUGUACUGAACUCCAAAAACAGUAUUUCUAUUUUAUAUUUGUUGAAUACACCCAGACUUUUAUGUGCUAUGCCUGCGUUUUCCAACAGAACAAAAUCUUAUAGGACAUCAGGAUGGACAAAUCUGUGAUUAAACCAACCAUUUUUGGAAGACAAUCUGGAGCAUCUGCUACUGAGCAAGUGCCACUCUGUCACUAGGACACCAAGCUCUGCUGUAUGCUAGCUGGGAUGGGAAGGAACACAUUUGACUGAUUUGGAUUGGAAAAGCUGGCUGUUGAAUACGUCCACGUCCAAUGUAAAAUACGACACCUGAGCCAAAGACUUCAGCCAACCGUUUCUUGUCAGUUGCCAAGGGAAUGACAAUCACAGGAAAUCGCUUCAUACAAGAUGGCUACAGUGACAAGUUAGAAGGCGUGAUGAUAAACGGUCUGGGACAUGAGGACAUGCACAUUUUAAAUAUUGUAGAUAAAGAGUAUAUGUGUUCACAUUGUAUCUGAGUUUGUAAAAUGAUUUAUGUGUGUAUGUAGGCAACUGUUUUGCAGGCUGACAUUUUGUAUCCACUUUGUAUACCUUGGUUUGCAUACACCUAAACACAGUCUAUAGACAUAUAUUUACAAUUUAGAAAAUCCAAAUCACUUUCAUAUAAAGACAAAUAAUAUUAUGGCUGUCAUGCCAUAUUGCCUGCAUGUUUAUCUUUUCAGGUAAUUUCCAUCAACCUUAAGGCAGUCAUGUUAUAUUUGACUUAAAAACAGGGUGCCAAGAACGUGAGGUUGAUUUAUAGGAUGGUCACCAUGAAUUUUGAAUGUCCUCCCUAUGCUCACCCAAAACAUGCAUCUUAUAUGAAUUAGCAACUCUCAGUUGGUCUGAUGUGAGUCAGCAUGCCCUUUGAUGGACUGGUGUCAUCCAUAGCGAUCAUGUGAUAUGAAAGAUGAGUUAAUGGAGAGAUGGAUUCAGCAGACUAAAAACCGAAAAGCAAUCGCAAUAUUUUUCUUUUAAGCUGCCUAGAGAAGAAAUAAAGUAAUAGUCAAGGCCUGAUCAUUAGAGUUGAGGUCUUUCAUCUUUCAUAAUCUUCCAACAGUCCAGAACAGCCUGCAAAAUGUCUUCCAUGUAUAUGAACAGAUGUGACUUGACUAAAGGUUCUUUGGUUUGGCCUGUUUUCUGACCAUUAUGCAUUAUGCUUUAUGAUUAGGCCCCUAGACUUUUCUGCACAUUAUUCACACCUCAGGACUAGAUAUAUCCUAGUCUGUUGUAUUUUUUAUAUUCAUCAGUGGGGCUUUGAGAGAGAUGAUUCUAGAUAUACCAAAGCAGUGAGAAAAGAGAAUGAACGACUUUCUAAAUACUCUUUAGAUACUUUUCUCACAUUCACUUCUUGUGACUUGCUAUUAAUAAAGCAUAUUGGAGAAGCCAUUUAUUGAAUUUCAGAAACAGAUCUUCAAAAAUACUCGAGAAAAGUAAAAACACCACAAUUCUGUAGAUGGCAUCUUCCUGCAGAAACACCUCAAUACUUAUUAUCAGACAGAAAUGGUGGGAAAAGGUUAACCACUGGUUUACAGAACUUUUUUUUUGUGAAGCACUAGAAUUAUUACAUUUUAAUUUGGAAAACAUCCAAAUAGCUCUCAAGCUAUGCCCUUCAUAUAUUUGUGUUUUGUGGUUUCAAACUUCUCGAUGGGAAAAAAUAUAUGUUAAUAUAUAAAAUAAUCACUGGCUAUUUUGAACAGCAAAAAAUGUUAACACAAUUCUUUUUAUCAUUUCUUUCUGCAGGCAGUAUUAAUUUACCUUUUGCUGUUCAAUAAAAUAUAGUACAAAAUAUUCAAAAGAUUUGUAAAUACAGUUUUUUUUGUAUGGUAUAUGUAUAAUUCAAAGUCCUUCUUAAAAAUGAUUUGUUUAUUUCAUCGCCUACAUAAUGUUUUUCAUGAUUUGCAAGUCACACAUCAAAAGGUCACAGAAACUGCAGAAUUUGUGUUACCUCCGCCAUUGUAAAGAGACACGUCCACUGCCAGACAAAGACUUGUGAUUGACUAUCAUUAGAGGGCUAAACCUCACUACUUAUAAUUUUACUUCUGUGUAAUAUUUUUGUAUAGAAAAAUGGAAAUCAGUCUUUAAAAAUCAUAUUUAUACAUGUUGUAAAGUGAAUAUUGCUAGUAAACACUGUUUUUUUUCCUUUUGCAAAAUGA